Molecule: messenger RNA, 1013 nt
Organism: Aspergillus steynii IBT 23096
Lineage: Eukaryota; Fungi; Ascomycota; Eurotiomycetes; Eurotiales; Aspergillaceae
Gene: pup3
Product: proteasome core particle subunit beta 3
Exons: 4
Coding region: 137-757 (206 amino acids)
Biological process (GO): proteasome-mediated ubiquitin-dependent protein catabolic process
Cellular component (GO): proteasome core complex, beta-subunit complex; proteasome core complex
Source: RefSeq, a predicted model, not a curated record
AUCUCUCCCCCGUCCCUCUCAACCUCCUCCCCUUCCCCUCUCCCCCCAAUUCUCCUAUCCCCGCGAUUCAUCGGCUUGCAAAUUCUCCUGGGAGCUUCUUUUUAUUUCCGGUUUCUGUGAAUUUCCUGCCGCAAUCAUGAGCUCUCCCUUCGACAUUAAUGGCGGUGCCUGCGUCGCCAUGGUGGGCAAGGACUGCGUCGCGAUUGCCUGUGAUCUCCGCCUGGGUAUGCAGGCCCUGACCGUCUCCAACAACUUCCCCAAGAUCUUCAACUACGGCCCGCAGACCUUCCUCGGCUUGACCGGUCUGGCCACCGAUGUCUCGACUGUCUCGGAUCUCUUCCGCUACAAGGUCAACAUGUACCGACUCCGUGAGGAACGGAACAUCGCCCCCCAGACCCUGGCCAACCUGGUCAGUUCAUCGCUGUACGAAAGACGAUUCGGUCCCUUCUUCGUCAGCCCCGUGGUGGCCGGUAUCAACCAGACGACGGGCAAGCCCUUUAUCUGCGGAUUCGACAGCAUCGGGUGUAUCGACUUUGCCAAGGACUUCAUCGUGAGCGGGACGGCCAGCGAGCAGCUGUUUGGUACUUGUGAGAGUUUGUGGGAGCCGGGACUGGCCGCCGAUGAUCUGUUCGAAACCAUCUCCCAGGCUCUCCUCAGUGCGGUCGACCGAGACGCCCUCUCCGGUUGGGGUGCCCAAGUAUACAUCAUAGAGAAAGACAAGGUGACCAAGCGGUUAUUGAAGGGCAGACAGGACUAGAGCGGUCCAGCCCGGGAUAUGAAUUUUUGUUUCCAUGUUUUCUUUAAUCAUGCUGUUCGAUGUUCUAAUUUAACGCACCAUUACCAUUGAUUGAUACUCUGCUGGUCGAGAGCAGCUUCUGGCGUCUGCGGUCUCCACUUGAUGUUACAUACUGUCGAUUGCGAGGAGGCAGAGUAGAGUGAGGACAGAAGGGAAAGGGCGGCAGCAAGACAGGGAUUUUUCAAAAUAUAGAUCUCUGCAUCCUUUCCAGGCUUAU